AGUUAACCUGGAAAGCUGGAAACCCAUUAAGCUGUGUGCAGUGCUAGCUUGUAGAGAGCAAUGACAAAGUGGUAAAAGAACUUACAGGACCAGGGUAAAAAGAAGACAAGAGUUUGUUUAGAUACGCAGGCACUGCCUAGAGGGACAGCUGGCCAGACAGGGAGAUCCACUCCAGGAAGAGCAGCAGUGCUGGUUUUAAAAGGAAAAGUGUGGUGUGGACAAAGCAGCCUGGACCCAAGAACAAGGGGAGAAAGAGAUCCAGAGAUUCCAGUGGGGAUCAAAUGGGAGACAGACCCAGGUUCUUUCCUGACGAGGUGCAGCCUUACUCUGAGCGCUUCUGAGGGCCUGAUCUUUGGGAAGAGACUGAUGGCUUCAAGCCUAGGUUGGAAACGCUGGGGUCUCCUGCAGGCUGUGGCAAGUUGUGGCUUCUUCUUGUUUCCCUGGAGCCAUUGUUCUCGGAGAAGAAUGGGAAGCUUUCUGGACCCUGAGAUAAGAGCCUUCCUGGAGGAGAGCACCGAGGUCACCAGCAGUGGCAGCCUUACCCCUGAAAUCCGGUUGCGGCUUUUGACUCCCAAAUGCAAGUUCUGGUGGGAGAGAGCUGACCUGUGGCCCUACAGUGAUCCUUACUGGGCAGUCUACUGGCCAGGAGGCCAGGCCCUGUCUAGGUAUCUUUUGGAUAAUCCAGAUGUUGUCAGGGGAAAAUCUGUGUUAGAUCUUGGGAAUGGAUGUGGAGCUACAGCUAUUGCUGCUCAUAUGAGUGGAGCAUCGAGGAUCUUGGCCAAUGAUAUAGACCCUGUUGCAGGAAUGGCUAUUACACUAAACUGUGAAUUGAAUCAACUCAGUCCGUUUCCCAUUUUAACCAAAAACAUUUUAAAUCUGGAACAAGAUCAGUGGGACCUUGUUGUCCUUGGAGAUAUGCUUUAUGACGAAGCUCUGGCCGACAGUCUUCAUGGGUGGCUGAAGAAGUGCAUUUGGACCUUUGGAACUCAAGUACUCAUAGGUGACCCUGGGCGGUCCCCAUGUAGUGGGCACAGCAUUUGGCAUGACCUGCACAAGGUGGCAGAAUACUCACUUACAGAGGCCACCAGGCAGCAAAAUAAUGGCCUCACAACAAGCGCAGUCUGGGAUUUCCAGCCUUAAGAUGUCAAAGUGCUUUUAAGUAUGAAUAUAGUUCUCUUUGGAUUUAAUCCCCGAAAAUAUUUUCCCUGUAAGAGACACUCUCCUGUUCAGUGGCAUAUCUUGUUUCCAAAAUAUAAAGGUUUCAAGUUUUGUUAGUCAACCUUUGUCACAUAACUAGUGCUUCAUUUCUAAGGAUGCCACUUGUACAAAUCUCUAUCUGCAAGUUUUUGUCUAGUUUUACUGUUGUAGGGAUAUGAUUAUGGAAAGCAGUACCCAAUGGUGGUAGCAUGUAAUUCAAGUAGUGGGGAAGAAUAAAUAUUGUAGCAGAAUCGGUCUCUCUAGUUGAGGGCCUUGUGGUACCGGAGAUUAACCCAGGCUCUAAGGCGUGCUAGGCAAGUGCUGUACCACUGAGCUAUAUCCCCCAUCCUAUGAUGUAUCUUUGAAUUAAACAAACAAAAUGCAAAAUAUGGAAUACUGGGUUUUUUAUUCAUGGUACUGAGGUGUGCAUUCAGAGCCUUAUCACUGAGCUAUAUCCCUGGUGCACUCACUUUGUUUUUUUUUUUUCUGAGACAGGAUCUCAGUCACUGAAUUGUCCACUCUGGACUCAAACUUGUGAUCUUCUUAUCUCAGCCUCCCAGAGUGCUGAGAUUGUAGGUGUGUACUACUGUGCCUGACAGAAUACUGUUUUGUUUUGUUUUUAAGUAUAGUACAGAGUAUUUAGAAGUGAGGCAACUCUGUCACUUUGUAGCUGAGAUUUUUUUCAAGCUUCAAUUUCUUCAUGUAUAAAAUAGUAAUAAAAUUGAACAGAUCUCA
Messenger RNA from Heterocephalus glaber (naked mole-rat), 1932 nucleotides. RefSeq names its product electron transfer flavoprotein subunit beta lysine methyltransferase (gene Etfbkmt). Gene Ontology annotation, molecular function: protein-lysine N-methyltransferase activity. Gene Ontology annotation, cellular component: mitochondrial matrix. The record is from RefSeq and is a predicted model, not a curated record. Gene Ontology annotation, biological process: peptidyl-lysine trimethylation. NCBI's taxonomy places the organism in Eukaryota, Metazoa, Chordata, Mammalia, Rodentia, Bathyergidae.